AUGGCCGCAGCUAUCAAAGAGACGGUCUCCAACUUCAUGGAGAGGUUCCAUGGUCAUCCAGAGAACGUUCCCCGUGAACCAUCCGCUGAAGAGUUCCAGCAGCUUAGACAAAAGUACACCGAUGCAGGCCAAGGACAUGUCUUCGCAUUUGUUGAUGAAUUACAAACCGUCGAAAAGUCCCAGCUCUUUCACCAGCUAUCGAACUUCGACCCUAUCCUAAUUAAUGAACUCGCGGACAAGGCUCUGAACCCUCCCAAAGCCGAAAAUGGCCCCGCUUCGCUUGAACCUUUGCCGGACGUCGCCACUGCAUCGAUUCUCGACUCAGAUCCCAAGGAUAUCGAACAAUGGUAUGAAGAGGGGCUCAAACUUGUGGCGGGUAACAAGGUUGCGGUCGUCCUGAUGGCAGGUGGACAGGGAACCCGUCUGGGAAGCUCCGCGCCAAAGGGCUGCUUCGACAUCGGGCUUCCUAGUCACAAGUCGCUUUUCCAGAUCCAGGCGGAGAGGAUCGCUAAGCUCCAGCUACUUGCUCAGAAGACUUCGAGCAAGGAGGCUGUCAUCCCUUGGUAUGUCAUGACCAGUGGACCUACCCGCAAGCCCACGGAGGAGUUCUUCGAACAGAACAAAUACUUCGGAUUGAACAAGAGCGAUGUCAUCAUCUUCGAGCAAGGUGUUCUGCCAUGCAUCUCCAACGAGGGUAAGAUCUUGAUGGAGAGUAAGUUCAAGGUCGCUGUUGCUCCUGAUGGAAACGGUGGUAUCUACCAGGCCCUUCUUACUUCCGGUGUGCGAGAGGAUAUGCGCAAGCGGGGUAUUGAGCAUAUUCACACAUACUGUGUCGACAACUGCCUUGUCAAGGUGGCGGAUCCUGUGUUCAUUGGUUUUGCCGCAUCGAAACAGGUUGAUGUCGCUACGAAAGUAGUCCGGAAGCGCAAUGCUACGGAGUCGGUCGGUCUGAUCCUGCAGAAGAACGGCAAGCCCGAUGUUGUCGAGUACUCUGAGAUCGACAAGGAGACGGCGGAGGCCAAGGAUCCCAAACAGCCUGACGUGCUCAAGUUCCGUGCGGCUAACAUCGUCAACCACUACUACUCCUUUAAAUUCUUCGAAUCCAUCGAAACUUGGGCACACAGACUACCUCACCAUGUUGCCAAAAAGAAGAUUCCUUGCAUCAAGGAGGAUACUGGCGAGUUCUUCAAGCCGGAGAAGCCCAAUGGUAUCAAGCUGGAGCAGUUUGUCUUCGAUGUCUUUCCCAUGACUCCCUUGGAAAAGUUCGCUUGCAUCGAGGUUCGUCGUGAGGAUGAGUUCUCGCCAUUGAAGAACGCGAGGGGCACUGGUGAGGAUGACCCCGACACCAGCAGGCGGGACAUUAUGAGCCAGGGACAGCGCUGGAUUGAGAAGGCCGGGGGUGUUGUCAUUACUGAGGGCGAUGCCGUUGGUGUUGAAGUGUCUCCGUUGAUCAGCUAUGGCGGAGAGGGUCUUGAAUUCCUGAAAGGGCGCGAGAUUAAAGCACCAGCUUUCAUUGAAAAAGAAGAAUAA
Aspergillus udagawae is the source of this 1530-nucleotide messenger RNA. Its product is annotated as UDP-N-acetylglucosamine diphosphorylase. Gene Ontology annotation, molecular function: UDP-N-acetylglucosamine diphosphorylase activity. The record is from RefSeq and is a predicted model, not a curated record. The transcript has 3 exons. Bases 1 to 1530 code for a protein of 509 amino acids. Lineage: Eukaryota; Fungi; Ascomycota; Eurotiomycetes; Eurotiales; Aspergillaceae. Gene Ontology annotation, biological process: UDP-N-acetylglucosamine biosynthetic process.